Messenger RNA from Agrilus planipennis (emerald ash borer), 839 nucleotides. RefSeq lists its product as uncharacterized. Gene Ontology annotation, biological process: telomere maintenance via telomere lengthening; regulation of DNA-templated transcription. The record is from RefSeq and is a predicted model, not a curated record. Gene Ontology annotation, cellular component: shelterin complex. Lineage: Eukaryota; Metazoa; Arthropoda; Insecta; Coleoptera; Buprestidae. Bases 277 to 651 code for a protein of 124 amino acids. Gene Ontology annotation, molecular function: telomeric repeat DNA binding. The transcript has a single exon.
AAAAGCGGGUAAAGGCACAAUAUGGCGGCAAUACGGCGAAUAAGAACAUUAAGGGUUAAAAGGUUACGGCUUAGGCUAAUGCAUAGUUAGUUAUAAUACUGUGUUUUAUUAGUUGUAGUGGAUAAGCUUUCAUCUCUUUAGACUAAUAUUUGUGUGUUUAAAAUAAGAAACUUCAAAAUUCUUCGAUUUAAAAUAACCACAUCAUAAAAAGGGGAACAGGAUUAUCCAGAGAGUCCGUACCUUUGAGACGCUGCAACUUUUUAUUAAAUAAAUAAAAUGGCCGGAUACAGAGUACCUUAUUCAAGUAAAGAAGAAAAUGCGAUUUUACAGUACAUUGUAGAGAAACAAAUUUAUCAUAGACUGAGAGGACGGCAAGUCUGGCAGGAGUUUGAAGCUAGUAGACAAAUAAAUAGAACGUGGCAGUCUGCAAAGGAGCAUUUUAGACAAAAGAUGUUAUCAAGAGUAUUAUCAGACGAGUCCUUCGAUCUGACGAAAGAACAAAGAGAAAAAAUAUAUAAUGGUUGGACGAGGACUGCCAUGUAUCCAAAUAAGCAUCAAGAAAACAAACAGAUUGGACAAAUGUUUUCUAAAGGCACAAUUGAAGAUGAUCAUGGGAUGACCAGUGAAGAAGAAGAAGGUGAAGUUAGUUAAAUAUAAUGAAUACAUUUAAUAUUUUGUUUCCUUGGUGUAUUUUGAAAAUCAGAAUCACUGUGUGAUAAAAUUACUUUUUAUGAAUUCCAUGUAUAUUUUUUAAUAGGUUGUAGUUUUGUUUUAUUAUGAAUGAGAAUGUUUUACUGUAACAUACUAUUUUUGCACAUUAAAUAAACAAUUUUUCAGAA